GCGCGCGCUCCCUUCCCCUUUUCGAAGAACCCGCGCUCUCUCUCUCUCUCUCCCAGCCUCUUUCCCGUCAUCCCGUGGCCUUUCUUCCGGCCUCCCAGUCCCAGCCGCUGGGACUAAGGACUGGCCGAGCGCCGACGCCGUCCUACGCCAGGUGCCCAGGUCUUCGUCGGGCCCUUCGCCAGGGACGAGCACCCAACCAGGGUAGAAUUUUCUGUAAACCACGAAAUGGCUCAGGCCAAAAGGCUGAAUCUGAGAAUGCAGAAAGAGAUUAAGCUUCUACUGGAUGAUCCACCCCAUGGGGUUUCUCUUAAUCUCUCUGAAGAUGAAAAUGUCUUAUCAUCAUUAUCAAGUAUUGAAGCCAGAAUUGAGGGUCCUGAGGGGACGGUUUAUGCUAAUGGAGUUUUCAUUCUGAAGAUACAAAUUCCUGAAAGGUAUCCUUUUCAACCACCCAAUAUGACUUUUGUUACUCCCAUUUAUCAUCCCAAUAUUGAUAAUGGAGGACGCAUUUGCCUUGAUAUUCUGAAUUUACCGCCCAAGGGAGCCUGGCAACCAUCACUCAAUAUUUCUACUGUUUUGACAAGUAUUGGCUUGCUGCUAAGUGAUCCAAACCCGGAUGAUGGGUUGAUGGCUGAAAUAAGUCGAGAAUACAAAUACAACAAACAAGUUUUUGACAUAAAUGCUCGGUUAUGGACAGAGAAGUAUGCUAGUCCUGCUGCUGUUGGUGCUAGCGGUUGGGGUUCUGUAGAUGCUGGUGUCCUGGCACAGAAUACUCAAAUGGAGGGCACAGAUAGCCUGGGAUCAUUGCCAAAUACUUCUCAAAAAGUUUGUGAAGGGAGUCAAAGGAAGAUGCGGUUACUGGGACAAAAGUUAUCACUAAAGCCUGAAAGAUCUGAAGAGAGUAUGAAAACUGUCAAGCAAGAUCCAGUUGCUAGCCACUUACCAUCCAUGGCAGGAUCCACCUAUCCUAAUGUUUGUUUUUCUGAUGCUUCAGGCAGACAGAAUGAUACAUCAGAGAACAUGUCUGUCAGUACUGCUAGUGUAGUGGUUUCAAAGAAAGGUCACCAAGGCAAUAAAAAGGAUUUGCAGUUACCUGGCCAGAGUCUUUCUGUUACCUCAGAAGGCCCUUGCAAAAGCAGUGAUGGCAGUGAUAUGUUACCUAAUCAUCUUCCAACAUAUGCAUCUGGUGCUAAAGAUCACGCCAUGCAAUCUUCUGAUGGCAUUUUAGAGAAUAGUUUGGCAAGGAGAAUUGGUGGAUCAGCAGCUAGUGCGUAUAAAGUGCCAGAAGGAAACCGAAGGAAUAUCAGAGCACUGAAGUUGUCACUGAAAUCAGUAAAUCCUGAAAAGAAAAGUGACAAUCAAAAUGAAAAUAUGGCUCCAAACCAUCUGUCUUCACAGUCAGGAUUCAGCAAUUUGCAGAAAAGACCCUUAGAUGCUGUUUCAAGGAAAAAGUUCAGCGGAGGUCCUGCACUGGCUCAACAGAAUCCUAACACUGAACAGCAACCGUCAAACACUAACAUAGUAUCAAAUGAAGACUGCAAUCAAGGUCUAAAGAUGCAACGUAGGAGGCUGUCACUGAAAUCUGAGCUGCCUAGAGUGGACAAUGCCUGUGAAAAGGAUUCUAAGCCACCCAAUCAUCCCCUAAGCGAUAAGAAACUCAAUGAGCUGCCAUCAUCAGCAGCAAUCCCCAAAGGUGAGCUCAUGGCACCCAAUGAACUCCCAUUGUCGGCACCAGCAGUCCUUAAAAGUCAAUCCAAGGCUCUUGGCUUCGCUGGUGGACAGAAAGACUCCAGCUCAGACAAUUGCUCCACCAAAGAAACCACGGUUGCCAUCGAGAAGGUCAUCGUUUCAGACAGUGAAGACAGCGCAGACGAACGUGAAAGGCCCCCAAGAUCAAGGCUGUCAUUGAUGCGGAGACGAUUGGCUGGAAAGUUUUGAACUUAGUGUCACCGCAGAACUAUUUCUAUACUGCGUUGUAAAUUUUUGGAAGACGAGUAUUCAAAUUUGCUCAAGUAAAUUGUGCCUGUGUUUGUGGUAGAUCAUGCCCUAUAUAUGUUAUAUAUGUGUUAGAGAACUCUGUCGCCCUAGGUGGGGGAUGAUGCUCUGUUGUGGUGUCAUUCCUUGUGUUGUUAAAAAAAUUUGAAGACUAGAUUUUUGCCUAUGCGGUUCAGUUUUAGCAGCUGUGCAUGUAAUCUAUAAUGCAUUCGACCAGUGUUGGUGGUUCUAUUUUUUUUUAAUCAGAUGUCUCCGAAGGGCA
Molecule: messenger RNA, 2254 nt
Organism: Sorghum bicolor (sorghum)
Lineage: Eukaryota; Viridiplantae; Streptophyta; Magnoliopsida; Poales; Poaceae
Product: probable ubiquitin-conjugating enzyme E2 37
Exons: 7
Coding region: 226-1935 (569 amino acids)
Biological process (GO): protein polyubiquitination; DNA damage response
Cellular component (GO): nucleus
Molecular function (GO): ubiquitin conjugating enzyme activity
Source: RefSeq, a predicted model, not a curated record